This is a messenger RNA of Leptopilina boulardi, 2991 nucleotides long. It is a transcript of the gene Sobp, whose product is annotated as sine oculis-binding protein homolog A. The record is from RefSeq and is a predicted model, not a curated record. NCBI's taxonomy places the organism in Eukaryota, Metazoa, Arthropoda, Insecta, Hymenoptera, Figitidae. Gene Ontology annotation, biological process: animal organ development. Gene Ontology annotation, cellular component: nucleus. The coding region runs from base 721 to 2832 and encodes 703 amino acids. The transcript is spliced from 6 exons.
ACAUAGUUCUGACUUGUUUCGCGCAAGCCAGGUUCACGUUCGCGAAUUGACACGAGUGAUACCGACCGCGUACGAUGUCGCGAAGCGCGCGGAACAUACGGUUAUUUUUACGCGCGUCGCAUUCGUGCGUCCUCGCGGUUGUGUUCAGGUUCUGUUUGAUUUCUCCUAUAUAGAUGUUUAUAAUCAUCAGACAAACGCGAUUUUCAAGCGCGAUCAUUCGGAAAUAAAAAAAAAAAUAAAUAAAAAAAUAAAAUAAAAUAAAAUUCAUUAAUACAAUACAAAAUAUAUACUUAACAUAAUGUCAACAAUUGUCCAUUUUAAAUUCACUUAAUUUACGAAUUUUUUUAUUCUCAUUUUCACGUGAUCGGAUUAAUUAUUAUUUUAUAUUUUUAUUAUAAGUGGUGCGGUGUUAAGUUUCAAUUUCAAAUUGUACCCGCCAAAAAUCAAUUUUGAACUUCAAAGAGAAAAUAACAUCAACGUGCAAUAAAUUUCGAUUUUUCUUUGACUUAUACGACCACUCUCUUUUUUGCUUUAUUGAGAACAAUUAAAAGAAGAAAUUUUUGGUAUAUAUAUAAAUACAAAACUCAGAUGUAUGAGUGAAAUUUGAUCUAUUAUUUGAUAGUGAAGCGUCUGUAGGUCAAAUAUUUUCACGUAUGACUCAUGAAGGACAUAUGAAAAGUAUUACAAAAUAUAUACAUUUGUGAUACAUAGAAAGGCGUAAUGAGUAACAGACUUCCUGUACCACCCUCGAGGACCAGCGUUUCUCGUAGAAGAGUCGCAAAAUUGUAUUCAACAACACCAAAUAAUCCCAAUGGCAACACAAAUUCUAAAUCUUCCGUUAGUCGACCAAUUCCGUUAAAAAUAAAAAAAGAAGCACCUGAUGAUGAAAUAAAGGAAUACGCAGCAUCAGCAAUGAGUGAAUUUUUGGGAUUGUACGGCUACGAAAAAGUGGACAGUGGAUGUACAAGAGGUUUAAAUUUGGAUCACUUUGUAUCGUCCGCAUCGUCAAAACAGCAUUCUUCGCGAACUUUGACCCGCUCUUUAGCAUCGAAAACAAUUGCCUCUAAUUCGCCAAUAUCUACAAAUCCUUCCGUUUCACCCCAUUCCAGAUCGUCGAGGUCACCUCCCACAAAUAUCUCUGUGAUAUCAAUUAAGGAAAACAGUGGUCCACCCACAUCAUCUCCACUCUCAUUACAAACGGGACUAGCCAGUCCUCGUGCUCAUGAGAAUAGUGAUUCAGCAUCCGAUUCACCAGAUGGUGCCACGAUGUGUUCUUGGUGUGGUCGAGCGGAAGGUACAUGGGAACCAGGAGGUGCUUGUGUCACCUAUGGAAAAGCGAGUAGUUCCGGUCAAUUUUGCAGUGAAUCUUGUUUUGCUGCGGGCAGACGAGCAGCAUUCAAAAGAGCAAGAACAUGUGAUUGGUGUAGACACGUUCGUCCUUCUAUGAGCUACACCGAUUUUCAGGAUGGUGAUAAUCAACUUCAAUUUUGCAGUCAAAAAUGUUUAAAUCAAUACAAAAUGAAUAUAUUUUGCCGCGAGACACAAGCACACUUGGCCCUACAUGGCCUCAACAAUACUAUUUCCUCAACGAAUCUCGGAACUGGUAAUUUAAUAACACCAGAACUGUGGUAUCGUGAUUGUAUAUCACCUACAAGUCGUUCAGAAGAAUUAAUUGUUGAUGACGAUCCAGUGACGAGAUCAUCAUCAAUUCAUGAUGAUGACGAAUCAUUAAAUCAGGAAGAGGAAAACAAAAGAGAAACCAAUAAUAAAUGUACAAAAGACAAAAAUUCUUUUCGCAUUCGAGAUAUUGCACGUAGGGGAAAAAAUGAAGAAGAUAUGGAUGUUAGAGUUGAUGAAGAUGAAAAUGUAAUGAGAAUUCGAAAAAAUUCUGAAAAAGAAGAUGAGCCUAGAAGACAAAAUGAACAGUUUAUGGAACAAAUAAGAUUUCAAUUCCCAGCGGAGAAUCUUUCUAAAUUUGGAACUUCUAUUUCACCUAUGAUUCGUGACAGAAGUAAAAAUUAUGUCAAUUCAACAAUUCAGGAUUCAGGAAGCUCUCAUGAAUUAGAGGGAUUUUCGAGAGAAACUUUAAUCAUAAAAGACACAUCUGAAUCGAUACAUAAAGAAAAUAGCAGAGGACGAAGAAACAUUCGAUAUGGAAUUACGAAACCAAAGAAAAGUUCAAAAUCGCCAACAUGGGCAUCAGAACAAUCAACUCCGACAUUAUCGCUUAUGGCGAACUCAACUCCAAGAAUUGUACUUCCUCAACAUACUCCAUUUAAAUUUCCGACACAUCUGGGUAUGCAUCCUGGAAGACCAUUAUUAGUGAGACCACCAAUGAUUCCCCUUCGUCCUCAAAUUCCCCUCAAUUCACCUUCAUCAUCAUCUUCAUCGACAACAACAACAACAUCAUCAUCAUCGUCUUCUCUUUUACCACCUGUAACUGUUUUAGUUCCAUAUCCAAUUCCAAUACCAAUUCCAAUACCAAUUCCAUUACCAAUACCAAUGUUUAGUAAAUUACUUAAAGAAAAUGGUGAUUUAUCAAUGAAAGAUGAAAAAGUCUCAGGAACAUCGAUACCAGAAGACUUAUCAAAACGAAAAGUUUCCACUUCAGAGACAAAAGAACCUCCAGAAGUAUCGGAAAUAAUAAAACCCCCCUCACCUUCUACUUCAGAUUUACAAACAACGAAAAUUUAUUCUAACGAAACAGUAGAAGCGAAAGUAAAACCAAUUUGUUUAACAUCGAAAAAUUCGAGACCUUCACGAAAGAGGAGACGAAAUCCUGAAACUUCAGAAGAAAUCGAAAUACAAUUAAAACGAAAAAUGUCGGUUUAAAAACGUUAAAUGCCUCUAGCCUUCUCUUUAUAUGGUGCUAUUAUAUGAUUUAUAUAUAUAGUUGUGUUUUAAAUGUACAACUUAUGUUUUACAUAAUAUGUAUUUAUCUAUUAAAACUGAUCGUGAUCUAUCAAUUAUUAUAUUUACUGUAGAAAACAA